GAUUAAUCCCUAACUCACUCCAGACCAGUUAGAAUUAGGGGGGCUGGAUCUUGAAGACUGUUUAAGAUAAACAGGUAAUAAUACAGUUCAAGCCACAACUUGUACGACUCAGAGCUCCUGAAGUUAAAUAAAUUGAACAUGGACAAACCGGUUUGUCUCAUUGACACGACGUCAGAUGGGAGGCUGUGUGUACAGGAGUCAGCGCUGCAGAUCCUGCAGAAGAUUGAGCAGCCGGUGGUGGUGGUCUCUGUGGUGGGUCUCUACCGCACCGGGAAGUCCUACCUGAUGAACCGUCUCGCUGGGAAACAAACAGGAUUUGCGUUGGGCAGCACAGUUGAGUCGAAGACGAAGGGCAUCUGGAUGUGGUGUGUGAACCAUCCAACUAAAGCAGGAACCACCCUGGUGCUGCUGGACACUGAAGGUCUUGGAGAUGUGGACAAGGGAGAUUCAAAGCAUGAUACCAAGAUCUUCUCUCUUGCCAUCCUUCUGAGCAGCACUCUAGUGCUGAAUAGCCAAGGGACGAUUGACAACAGGGCUAUUGAGGAACUGCAAUAUGUCACAGAAUUGACUGAGUAUAUCAAGAUCAAAUCAUCUGAUGAAGAUGAAGAUGGCUCAGAGUUUGUUAAGUUCUUUCCUAGUUUCAUCUGGGUUGUGAGGGACUUCACCCUGGAACAAAAAAUCAAUGGCAAAUACGUGACUGAAGACCAAUAUUUGGAAUUUGCCUUGAAGCUAAAACCAGGCACUUCCAGAACAGUACAAGAGUUCAACCUUCCACGGGAAUGUAUCCGAAAUUAUUUUCCUUCCCGAAAAUGUUUUACACUCCCAUUCCCAGCUAUACCAGAGAAAGUGUCUCGUCUGGACAGCUUGGACCCUGCUGACCUUUCCCCAGAUUUCCAGAAUGUCUCAAAUUGUUUCUGCAAGUUUAUCUUUGACAGAAGUGAAGUGAAAAAGCUGAAAGAUGGAUACACAGUCACAGGCAGAGUCUUGGGUCAGCUGGUCAAGACAUAUGUCGACACAAUCUCCAGUGGUGAAGUUCCAUUUCUGGAGAACGCUGUGGUUGCCAUGGCAACGAUUGAGAAUGAGGCUGCAGUGAAGGAGGGGCUUGAGGUGUACAAGAGUGGAAUGGAGAAGCUGAAGAAGUCCUUCCCUCUGGAACUGAAGAAUGUGUCCUCAGAACACCAACGUCUCAGUCUCUUGGCAACACAAACCUUCAUGAAGCGUUCCUUUAAGGACAGCGAGGGAACAUAUAUAAAAAGUCUCGAGGAACACAUUCAUAACCUAUUUCAUGGAUACCUGGGCCAAAAUGAGGAGGCAUCAAAGAAAAGAUGUGAGGAUCUCUUGUCAUCCCUCUCUGCAACAAUGACAGAAAAACUCAAGACAGGAUUUUAUGCCAAACCUGGUGGUUACGUUCUCUUCUCCCAGGACCUUGAAGACAUUAUAAAGAAAUACAAAUUCCAAGCAAAUAAAGAAGUCAAGGCAGAAGACACAGUUGAAAAGUUUCUGAAGAGGAAGUCUGUGGAAUCCAAAGCUAUUCUGCAGGCUGACAAAAAACUGACUGACAGGAGAAAAAGAUUAUGGAAUUCUUCUCCUCUUCUUUCAGAGGAAAGAGAGAAGGCUGUUCUUCUGGCUCAGGAGAUAAACACCAAAGAAAAAAAGCAGCAACUUCUAGAAGAGGAGAUGGAAGCUCAGAGACACAGUAAUGAAGAGAGUAUAAAGGAAGAUGAUGAAGAAGAUGGAUGA
This is a messenger RNA of Triplophysa dalaica, 1740 nucleotides long. Its product is annotated as guanylate-binding protein 1-like. The record is from RefSeq and is a predicted model, not a curated record. The transcript is spliced from 10 exons. Gene Ontology annotation, molecular function: GTPase activity; GTP binding. Bases 139 to 1740 code for a protein of 533 amino acids. NCBI's taxonomy places the organism in Eukaryota, Metazoa, Chordata, Actinopteri, Cypriniformes, Nemacheilidae.